AUUCAGAGAAAAAAACAUUGUGAGGAUGGUCAAUAUUUCUUGCUGUGAUCCUCAUACGGUCCAAUUAUGAGGAUUUUUAUUCAGAUUUGUACUUUUGUAUUUUAGUUUCGUGGCAAGUCACUUCUGACUUUGCACUUCCUAUUUAGACUUUCUUUGUAAUUAGGUCUUGGAUCCACUGUUAUGAUAACAGGUUUGUUGAUCUCAGUUCUGCAGAGGUUAUAGAUCGAUAAAUGGUUAGAUAGAUAAAAUCCACCUCUUCCCCGCAGCCAUAAAUUUCGUUCAGUCCCUAGGUGAGUCAGAGCAGAGACAGACACGCCUCCCUCCACACAACAAAGUCAACAACAGGGUGAGCAGCCGUCCUGUACCGACUCUUUUGUUAUUACUAUUAUUAUUUUAGUUCAAACACGAUGGAACGGCUACUUCUGUUGCUUCUCUUCUGUCAGGUCUCAUCUUCAGUGAAACACUCCCUGAAGUUUUUCGUAGCUGGAUCCUCUGGAGUCCCAAACUUCCCCAAAGUUAUGGGUGUUGCAUUUGUUGAUGAAAUGAUGAUAGGCUCCUGUGACACCAAAACCAUGAAACUACAACUAAAGCAGAACUGGAUGAGACAACUGCUGAAAAAUAAUCCUCAGCAGUUGCAGUGGUACAAUCAAGAGUGUUUCGAUCAUCAGCCGAGCUUUUUCAAAUCCAGGCUUGAUCAUUUCAAACAACGCUUCAACCAAAGCGAAGGUAUCAGCAUUUUACAGAGAACAAUUGGCUGUGAGUGGGAUGAUGAGACUGGGGAGGUUAAUGGUUUUCUGCAGUAUGGUUAUGAUGGAGAAGACUUCAUAUCUUUGGACAUGAAGACUUUGACAUGGAUCACCCCGAAACAACAGGCUGUCAUCACCAAACUGAGAUGGGACGCUGAGGAAGCUAGAAUAAAACACAAUACGCAUUACAUCACUCAGAUUUUUCCAGAAUACCUGAAGAUGUAUUUGGCCUUUGGCAAGAGCUCUCUGCUGAGAACAGACCUCCCCUCAGUGUCUCUCCUCCAGAGGUCUCCGUCCUCUCCAAUCAGCUGCCACGCGACAGGUUUCUACCCCAACAGAGCCGUCAUGUUCUGGAGGAAAGAUGGAGAAGAGAUUCAUGAGGACGUGGACCUCGGAGAGAUCCUCCCCAACCACGAUGGAUCCUUCCAGAUGAGCGCUGAUCUGGACCUUUCAUCAGUCACACCUGAAGACUGGAGCAGGUACGAGUGUGUGUUUCGUCUCUCUGGUGUGAAGGACGACAUCAUCACCAAACUGGACAAAGCAGCAAUCAGGACUAACUGGGAGAAACCCGCUAACAUGAACAUCUACCUGUAUGCUGCCAUGGUUGCUCUUGCUCUUGUGUUCAUCACUACCACUGGAUUCAUCCUUUACAAGAGAAAGAAAGCUCCUCACAACAGCAAUGAAGUCUGUGAGAAACUGAAUCCAGACACCUGAUUGACUCAGAACAAAUACACAUGUUGCAUUGGGAUUUUGCAGAGGAACUUCUUAAAGAUGCGUUAGGUCAUGGUUAGUGAAUGACAGAGGGCUCAAUAAAUUUAUGAUUCUGCCACUACCUGUAGCACAUGAUGAAAGAUCACAACAUUAUUUAAAGGGAAAAUCAAAAUGAAGAUUCAGUCACUCUACUCAACCUCAAGCUUAUGGAAAGUCGGGUGAAGUUUUGUACUCCACAAAAAACUGCUGGAGUUUCACAAGGUAGAGGUAUUGCUCCUAAACAAUUGAAGCAAAUUGUGACCAGGAUUCAAACGUUGAAAAAAGAUAAAAUGACAAAUUGUCUCCAUAUUGCUGGUCCAAAGUAACC
Molecule: messenger RNA, 1824 nt
Organism: Plectropomus leopardus (leopard coralgrouper)
Lineage: Eukaryota; Metazoa; Chordata; Actinopteri; Perciformes; Serranidae
Source: RefSeq, a predicted model, not a curated record